Nyctereutes procyonoides (raccoon dog) is the source of this 3285-nucleotide messenger RNA. RefSeq names its product N-alpha-acetyltransferase 80, NatH catalytic subunit (gene NAA80). Gene Ontology annotation, cellular component: cytoplasm. Gene Ontology annotation, molecular function: N-acetyltransferase activity; acetyl-CoA binding. The record is from RefSeq and is a predicted model, not a curated record. NCBI's taxonomy places the organism in Eukaryota, Metazoa, Chordata, Mammalia, Carnivora, Canidae. Gene Ontology annotation, biological process: protein acetylation. Bases 1640 to 2407 code for a protein of 255 amino acids. The transcript is spliced from 2 exons.
UCCCCGUCCCCCCUCGGAGCGUGUUCGUUCUCCCUGCCCCCCCGCCUCCCCACGCGUGCGGCCCUCGAGGGGCUGUGUCGUCCCGCACGCCCUCCCUGCGUCUGUCGUUCCCUCCCAGAGCAUGCCGAGCCACACCCACCCAGCUAAGCUCCCGAAGUACCCGCCCCAAGACUCAACGGUUUGUCACCCACUAGGAGGGAGGGGGAAACCGAGGUACAGGAGAGCCUUCCUGCCUCUCUCUGAGGACACAGGAGCCCCCCUCACAAUGGGUGGGGUCGGCACCGAAAGGGUUAAGCCCGCGGGGAAGUCUGGGGCUCCAAGCCUGGGGGCGGAUCCUGGGGCUUCCUCCCUCUGGGUCCAGGGCUGAGGCUGCUGCGGAGGUGGCUGGUGCAGGUGAGGGGCGUUCGGCCCUCUGAGUGUGUGUAGUGGGGGAGGGGAGGAGACGCCUCCCUGUGCAUGCCUACCUGUGCCGUGUGGAAUUGGCCUCAAGGUUAGGGGACUCUGGGGAGGUGGCGAAGGGGAGCCAAGACGUCCUCUGGAGCAGGUGAGUAGAAGGGUGAGGCCCAGUGGACCCCCCCACCGCCAUAAACACUACCCCCAGCAUGGACCCUCCUGGCAGCAGGGCCUGGGGUAGGAAGGGCAAACAAUGGGAGUUAGGCGCAGGAGGCCUGAGCCCCCAACCUGGUGGCCGUUGGACACCCUUGUGGAUUUAGGAAGGAAGCUGUGGUCCUUAUCUAGGGUGACUAUGAAACUCAGGCCAAUGGGGAACCAAGCCUGCAAGAGCCACAUUGCUGUGGGACCUUGAGCUAGGCCCCUUGCCAUUGCUGCUGGAGCCCCAUCUGAGGGGAUACUUGGGUCUGUGCCCAAGCAAAGUGUCCCAAGCUGCGCAGUGUUGGGGAGGGGGCAUGGGCUCUGUGCUCCUGGCAGGAAAGCCGGUUCAGGAAGGGGAAAAACCGAUCCUAAUGGGUGGGUGAGUGGUGCCUGAGGAUCAGUCAGGUGGCAGGCAGGCAUGGUCCAAGUGGUCAGAAAGGCUGGGACCUAGAAUGCAGGGAAAAGGAAGGGACAGGGAGCUGCUCUUCUUCCAAAGAGAAUCUUGGGUAGGUUUAAGUAGAGGGUCAUGGCACCUAGCUUGCGUGUUUUGUCUGAUGGCCAGCCAGCCGAGACAGUAUAAGCUAAAUCCACUGUCCUGUGGAGGACAAAGUUGUAGCCACAGCAGGCUGGGGCCAGGACCUUUGGGUUCUUCCCCAGCCUUUAGCCUUCGGCCUCCCUCCUAUAUAGGGCAGGACACCCUAUUUUCUCUGCUGUCCACCUGAUUCAGGUAUAGGGGAUGGUCUCCAGGUCACCUGUGCCAUCAGGUGAGUAUGGGGACAAGGUGUAGCUUACCAGUUCCAGGUCGCAUGGCUCACCUAGCACUUGGUCAGUCCCUCCCUGCCCCAGUCCUGUCUGUCCUCCGUCUUGGCACAGCCUAGCAUGGCUGUUGUCCACAGGAAGAGCACCUUUGGGCUCUGAGGAGAUCCCAGUGUCUGGAGCCUGUACCCUUAAUCUCCAGCCUGCCAGUGAGACACCUGCAACCCAGCAGGAGAGGACCUUGGCUCCUAGCCUGACUCAGCUGAGCCUGGUCUGGACCUUACAUGUAGAGAUGACCCUCAGUCCUGGCUCAACCGAGCUGACCCUGGAGCCCGCACACCAGCCAGAGGAGACCCCCGUCCCCAGCCUGGCUGAGCUGACCCUGGAGCCUGUGCACUGCCGACCUGAGCUCCUGGAUGCCUGUGCCGACCUCAUCAAUGAGCAGUGGCCCCGCAGCCGUGCCUCCCGCCUGCACUCCUUGGGCCAGUCCUCAGAUGCCUUCCCCCUCUGCCUGAUGCUGCUGAGCCCCCGCCCCACACCCGAGGCAGCCCCCAUUGUGGUGGGUCAUGCCCGCUUGUCACGGGUGCUGGACCGGCCCCAGAGCCUCCUAGUGGAGACAGUGGUGGUGGCCCGGGCUCUGAGGGGCCGCGGCUUUGGUCGCCGCCUUAUGGAAGGCCUGGAGGAUUUUGCUCAGGCCCGGGGCUUCCGCCGGCUGCACCUCACCACCCACGACCAGCUGCAGUUCUAUGCCCACCUGGGCUAUCAGCUGGGUGAGCCUGUGCAGGGCCUAGUCUUCACUAGCCGACGGCUCUCUGCCACCCUGCUCAGGGCCUUUCCCAGAGCCCCCUCUCCCCGGCCACCCUACAAGGCUCCUAGUGUAACUGCCCAAACUGCCCCAAGAGCCCACAAGGGGCCAUCGUUGCCACCACCCCCUCCCCUGCCUGAGCCCUUGACCUCCUCUCUCACAUCUCCUGCUGGGCUCCCUCCACAAAGCCUGCUGGAGACGCAGUACCAGGAUCUGAGAGGAUGCCCCAUAUUCUGGAUGGAAAAGGACAUCUGAGGGCUACCCAGGGCAGGGCACUGUCCUUCAGGGUCGAUGGACUGCUUAGGACACUACCAGCCUCAGCCCAUGGGCCAUACCUCAGGCUCUAGCCCCUGGGGACAGCUUUAGCCUGGCCACACUUCCUGAGUGCCAGUGGGGCUGGGAGAUUGAUUGCUCCAUAGCUGUGGCUCAGAGCUGACAAUGUGGUGGAAUAAAGGCUUCUGUUGGGUGUGGCUGUGACAGUUUAUUUGUUGACCCAGCCUCAUCUUAGAUCCCCUAUCUCUGAGAGAUCUGCUAGAUCCACCUUGGUCCUGGGGCCAUGGAUAAAGGGACAUCUUUGCCCUUUGCCUCUCUUACUCUCCCAGGCCCAGGUGACAAGGUGUUUGUUCCCUUCCACAUUCACUCAUCACCAUUCACUGAGUGCCUACUGUAUGUUAGGCCCUAGGCUGGACCAAGGCAAUGGGCAACUAGGUAGACAGGCGUGCAGUGGCAGGAUCUAUGUUGGACAGUGGAGUGCGAGUGCCCUCAGUCCAUUUGGAGAUCAGGGGGAGAUGGUGUCACAGCAGAGACCUGAGCACUAAGGAGGAGUUAAACCAGGCAAGGGGGAGGGUGUUAAGUGUUCUUGGGGCAGAGAAUAAAGUGGAUAGAGGACAGAAGGGGCCUGGUGAGUGCUGUGAAUGGGCAAUGCACCAGAGGGUGCAGUGGUGCCAUGACAGACGGGAAGCAUGGGAGGGGAGCUGCCCAGGCCGAUAUAUGGCAUAACUGGUCUGAGAGGGCUGGAGGACCACCUGGGGACCAUGCUUUCCCUGCCCCCCCCCCCAUCCUUGGGAGUAGUUGGGGGAAUGUUCCUGACUUUCCCUGCUAUGUGCAAGGUGCAGCCAUGGCCAUGGCCUCUA